AUGGCGGGCUCCGCAGUGUUGCCUUGUUACCUAGGCAUGCGGCCCCCAGCCCAGUUCCCGCCCGCUAUCGACGCCUCCUCGCCUGGUGCUGCCCAAGCUCUGCUCUUCACAACCGCCGAACAAACACGUCGUCAUGCCCUUCAUAUUUUUUCCUGUCGCACACGUUCCAGAUGCAUGGCGUAUCGGUCUGGUACGGGCCUUUCCGACUCAGGUUCUGGGUCUUAUUCCGCCUCCCCCAGCUCCAACGCCUCUACCUCACUAGGCUUCACAACCUUUUCUCCGACAGCCACCCCCAUCUAUUCGAAUUCCGUUAGCCUAGCAAACAACUUCUCUAGUGCGCCCCUCUCUUACUCGACGUAUGGUAACAUGUCGUCGACUCGAAGGAUGUCGUCACUAACUGAUACUUCGUCGUCGGCUAUGUCCAUGUUACCUCCGGCACGAUCACCUGGGAUGGGCAAUCCUGUGUCACCCUCCAUGGGCGCGUCGGCUAGAGAUAAUUAUACCACAUCAACACCUGGUCUGCUCCGACAUUCACACACUCUUUCCCCCCGGCAACAUUCAGAGGCGUCUCGUUACAGCUCCCUCCCCGACACUCCACGAAGUGUCCUACCUACUACCAUGCCUUUGACGACAUCUGGGGCUUAUGGCUCAGCCUUGCUGGGGUAUGGAUCGCAGCCUGCUCAGCACGGCCAGAACGAGACACCUCCAUUCAACGCCCAGGAGACUUAUGUCGAUAUCACAUGCGAAGGCACUGCCGUAAUUCCUAGCAUUGAAGCUAAGAUUGAAAAAGGCUUCUUCUGGUCUAGCGAUCGGGUGUGGACAUGCUAUCGAAGGAAUUACUUCGCGGUGAAUGUCUCAUUCACACUCACCCCCUGGAUCGCAAAUGGCCGGCUCUACUCUAUGGCUGUUUCGCUGUCCGCUGCAGUUGAUGGUGCAACUGGCAAGAGCAUCGAGCUGAUCCAGCACACCCCAAAACGCGACAAGGGUCCUCAACUUCCAAUGAAAAAAGAACUCCUCGCACCCACACCACCCGGGAAGAGCCACAAUGACCAUACCUAUGGUCUGAAUAAUUUUCACACUACUUCCCAGAUUGCGGCGGCCCCGCAACUACCCCUUCAGAACGAGUCUGACCAGUCCCACCAGUAUUCCCCGACAAGCCAUUCCUCAAGCACGUACCAGCACGCCUUUGAAAGGAUUCAAUUCAAGUCGGCAACUGCUAACAACGGAAAAAGGAGAGCACAGCAGCAAUAUUACCACUUAAUUGUGGAGCUGUGGGCAAACAUCCAGAAUCCUCGAGACUCGGAACCAAAUUGGGUUAAGGUCGCUACGCGAUCAUCUCAUCCUGUUGUUGUGCGCGGCCGGUCACCAAGUCAUUACUCAAAUGAAGGACCUCACAAUGCUGGUACCUCUCGGGGUGGAAGCGGCUCAGGCGUUGGCGGCCCCGGUCAUCCAGGGCUUGGAUCUAACGGGCCUGCGUACGGAACAGGAUAUAGGAACGGAAUGUCAGGCGGUGGGGGUGCUACUAUGGGCGGAAGUAUGUACAGAGGAAACACUUACUCACUAGACCCCAGCCCGGUUGGCAGCCACUCCGUCAGUUCUGCAAGCUCCCUAAGUGGAGGGACGGUUGAAGGCUUGGUAGGAGACCAACACAUGGUGGACGAAGACGAAAACAAGCCCAUCGACAGUUAUGAUGGGUAUCAAUACUUCCCAGCCCCGAUCUACGAAGGGAUUCCAUCAAAGGUCGACGUACCGGCGCUCCCACUUCCUGAACGGACGAUCAAGCAAGAGUUUCCAGGCCCCGCCGCCAUCGCAUCCGGCUGGCAGGUUGGAGGGUGCGGGCGGUUCCAAGGUAUGGAAAGUAGUCGCGGGUAUUACCCAGACAUGGCGGCCCACACGGGGUACUAA
Lindgomyces ingoldianus is the source of this 1905-nucleotide messenger RNA. Its product is annotated as p53-like transcription factor. The record is from RefSeq and is a predicted model, not a curated record. Gene Ontology annotation, biological process: positive regulation of transcription by RNA polymerase II; meiotic cell cycle. Gene Ontology annotation, molecular function: DNA-binding transcription factor activity; DNA binding. The coding region runs from base 1 to 1905 and encodes 634 amino acids. Gene Ontology annotation, cellular component: nuclear chromosome. Lineage: Eukaryota; Fungi; Ascomycota; Dothideomycetes; Pleosporales; Lindgomycetaceae. The transcript is spliced from 4 exons.